GUACGUCAUUGUGUCAUCAUGGCGGCCAUGAUGAUGGAGAUUGGUAGCGAGCCGCCGGUCACUGGAGAAUUAACGGAGGACAGUGAUUCAGGCAGUCCUGAAGCAGCUGCCAGUGCUGAGAAUGGAAGUGACAGCGAUGAAGAAAAUACACAGGUGUCUUCUAAAGAGGAGAAAAAGAGGCACAGCCACCAUGGUAAGAAGAAGCACAAGCACCAGAAGAAACACAAGAAACACAAACACAAGCAUUCCGAGGACGAGGAUCGGCGACGGAAGCACAAGCACAAGAAGAGGCGACACAGUCAAGAGGAGGUGAAGGAGGGCAGCAGUGCAGUGCUGAAGAAAAUAAAGGUGGAUGACUCAGCAAAUCUGGAGGAACUGGAGGAGGCCAAAGCUCGUAUCCAGGCAGAGUUGGAGAAGAACCAUGCAGACGGCAGUAAGAUCAACGCCAUGUCCCUCAUCGCCCAGGGGUACGCUGCCACCGACGAGGAGGAAGAGGAAGGUGAGGUCAUCGAUUUGACAGAAGACGACAAAGUUCCAGCGGACUCCGGGAAGUCGCAGCACGACAACCAUUCAUCAAAACCCAGACACAGGGGAAACAGGUCCACAUCCCCCAGGCACAGACCCGAGCGAGACAGAAGAAGAAAGUCUGGGGAGGACAUGAGGAGGAGGAGCAAGUCACCAGACAGAGGUAGGGCAAGUCGUCGUAGUCGAUCCCCGGACAGAAAGGCUCGGGUGUCUCCUAGGAAGGAUCGGGAGGAGAGAGUUGUCAAGAGAAGUAAGUCCCCCAGGAAACGCAGCAUUUCACCAAAGAGAAGGAGCCGGUCUCCUCGGGACAAGAGUAGAGCAAGGAGGCGCAGUAAAUCACCCAGCACUCAGGACAAUAAUAGAGUCAAGAAGACCAGAUCUCCUGAUAAAGUGGAACGGUCUUCUCAGGAAAAGACUAAAGAGGACUCAAAGAAAGCCGUAUCUCCCCAAAGAGCAUCCUCUAGACGUCAGAACAGCCGUUCCUUGGAAAGGGAGAAGGUUCGUAGCAGGACUCCAAUAAAGAAGAGUAGGAGCCCCCCUAUCAGGAGACCCAGAAGUCCAGAUACCAUGGAUGAAAGGAAGAAAAGAAGUAGCCCAGCCCCCAUCAUAAGAGCUCGCUCUCCUAUCAGACGACGCUCGAGAACGCCACCAGGUAGGAGAAAGAGUCUGUCCCCCAUUGGCAGAGGGAGACCACGACGAUCACCAUCACCAAGGAGAUUAUCGCGAAGAUCGCGCUCACCCAUGGGAAGACGAAGGUCUCCUUUGCGACGGAGUCGGUCAGGGUCACGACACAGGUACAGGAGGAGGUCACACUCCAGAGAUCGGGACAGAAGACGCAGGAGCAGGUCACCUGAGGACAAGUUCAAGGGAAGCUUGUCGGAGGGCAUGGCCAUGAAGAAGGAAGACUCCUCAGAUGAAGGUUUGGAAGACUUUGAGAUUCCUGAUGAUGAUGAAGAUGAGGAGGCCAUCAUCGAACGUCGCAGGAAGGAGAGACUUGCAAUUCUACAGAAAUAUCAAAAAGAGAGCUCAGACAACAGCGGCUCGGUGUCCACGCCUCUACCCACAGACUCAGACGAGGACUCGGACGCUGACGGAGCUAACACCCCCGACAGUGUGCUGGUCGGGGACAGGGCGGCAGAAGAUUUUGCCCAGGAUGCCAAGAUUGAGGAUGAGGACGAUUUCGAAGCCUCUAUCAACGCAAAGCUGAGCACUAUUACUGGAGCUGUGAAGAAGGGUGCUGAGGAGCCGGAGGACUCAGCUGGCAGUGCUGGAAACGACAUGUUCACAGACGAUAUCUUCGGGGAUAAGGGAUCAGGCUCUGGUGGCCGGAUGAUCCAAGAUGCAACAGACAAUCCUCAUCUUACAGAAAACUGGGAUGACCACGAGGGAUAUUAUCGUGUGCGUAUCGGUGAGACGCUGGACAGGCGGUACGUCGUGUAUGGCUUCACCGGUCAGGGAGUCUUCAGUAAUGUGGUUCGAGCCAGGGAUGAGGCUCGGGCCAAACAGGACGUCGCCAUCAAGAUUAUACGCAACAAUGAGAUGAUGCACAAGACUGGUCUGAAGGAGUUGGAGUUCCUGAAGAAGUUAAAUGAUGCUGACCCAGAAGACAAGUUCCACUGUCUCCGUCUUCUGCGAGACUUCUACCACAAGAACCAUCUCUGCUUAGUCUUUGAGCCCCUCAGUAUGAACCUGAGGGAGGUGCUGAAGAAGUACGGGCGAGACGUGGGCCUUCACGUGAAGGCGGUGCGCUCCUACUCCCAGCAGCUCUUCCUGGCACUCAAACUUCUCAAGCGCUGCAACAUCCUCCAUGCCGACAUCAAACCUGACAACAUUCUGGUGAAUUCAUCAAAGGUAGUGUUGAAGCUGUGUGAUUUUGGUUCAGCAUCGCACAGCGCUGACAAUGACAUCACCCCCUACCUGGUCAGUAGGUUCUACAGGGCCCCAGAAAUCAUUAUAGGGAAAGGUUACGACUUUGCCAUUGACAUGUGGAGUGUGGGCUGUACCAUCUACGAACUGUACACGGGGAAGAUCCUGUACCCGGGGAAGACAAACAACCACAUGCUGAAGCUGAUGAUGGACCUGAAGGGGAAGAUCCCCAACAAGAUGAUCAGGAAGGGCAUGUUCAAGGACCAACACUUCGACCCUCAGUGCAACUUUAUGUACGUGGAAGUAGACAAAGUCACACAGAGGGAAAAGGUGACCGUGAUGACGUCCAUCAACGCCACGCGGGACCUGAUGGCGGACAUGUUGGGGUACUCCCGGCUCCCGGAGGACCAGAUGCGCAAGCUGACCCAGCUCAGCGACUUCCUCCACAAGAUCCUCAUGCUGGACCCGUCCAAACGGAUUUCCAUUAACCAGGCCCUCACACAUCCCUUCAUACAGGAGAAAAUCUAACAUAACCACUGCACCUGAUAGCAGGUUUUUCCUCACAAAUAGAUAAGACCUACCAUAGUACAAGAAACAUGCGCCGAUGUGUUGCACACCAUUACAACUAGUGCAACUUAGUGUAAGAGGCAUGAAGAAGUAAGCAUUACAAAAACAAUGGUGUCACAUUAUUCAGAAAAAUGUGUGUAGAAAUUUUAGUAUACGUAUGUAUGUAUGUGUACAUGUUUGUAGGGGAGGAAAGAACAGUAGUUUAACAGUGAGGCCAGGGUGAUACAGGACGAUACUACUUUGGUAUUUCUUUCAUUGAUUUAACAAUAAUGAAUCAACUUGUUUCUAGUAAGUAGAAAUAAGAAAAAAAAUUGCCAGCACAGUCUAUAGAAUUUCAUACACCUCUUUCAGCAAUAUCCUGAACCCAUCUUCUAGCCAGCUUAUGAGGUAUAAGAUUUUUGCAAAUUAAGCAGAAACAGUGGCAAAAGAGGACAUCUGUCCAUAGCAAAAUAUCAGGAAGAGAUGAUUUAGAAAGUCAAAAACAUAAGUUGCACCCAAUUGAUCUGUAAUGAUUCUUAAUGACCUGUUAUUUGUUGCCUGUUUAUGAUUUUACAGGUCAGCAUGUAAAGAGGUUUUUCUUCUGGCCUGAGUCAAUACCAAGGGUAAUGAGCUUUAUUACCAGUACUUAAAACUUAUCUUGUCACCCAUGCAGAAUACUUGUUUUGCAGAUGUUUCUGUUCGCUGUAGGUGGCACCCUCACCGAGGCCAAGUCCCCGCCUGUGGUCGGACAGCCUACCAGCCUGCGCAUCCAAAAUGCCGAAUAUGGUUGGGCGGUCUCACACUAAGGUAACAUGCACAUGCCCUCCCACAGAAAUAGUGUUGAAUGGCAUCUGACCACAUGGCAGUGGAUUCUGUCUCAUUGAGGGUGCCUGCAUGAGUGUUUUUUUCUUUUCUGUGAGAAAAAAAAGGACGGCUGUUUAUGAAUCACAGAAUCUUAUCCUAACAAUGCUCAUGUUGGCCAUGAUACAGUUAGCAGUAGGAAUUCAAAGCAAAGAAGAGUACUAAAUGAAAGACAUUUGGAGAUGAUUAUGGUCAUGCCCUGCACUGCAACUGUAUCCAGCCUAUAUCAGCAUUGUUGGUAGAACGUAUACUUAAGAUUGUUGUGGAUGUAGUAGAGACAAUGUCAGCAUCUGUAUGUGUAGCUAAGUCCCUCCUCUCUCAGCGGACUCGUGCUGUACUGAACAGUAAGUACCAAACUUGACUGUACUUAAGUAGAGUACCCAAACUGACAAGGCACCAGACUUACAAGUGUUUAAAUUUCUGUGUACUAAGUGUUAACUAUCAUGAAUACACCAAGUAACAAACAGACAUGGUGACUUGUAAGGUGGAGGCAUUGGCUGUGACGCAUAUGACGACAAUUAAGUGGAGAAUAAAAUGCCGUCUGCAAAAA
This is a messenger RNA of Branchiostoma belcheri (Belcher's lancelet), 4348 nucleotides long. RefSeq names its product serine/threonine-protein kinase PRP4 homolog. Gene Ontology annotation, molecular function: protein serine/threonine kinase activity; ATP binding. The record is from RefSeq and is a predicted model, not a curated record. Gene Ontology annotation, biological process: peptidyl-serine phosphorylation; peptidyl-threonine phosphorylation; mRNA cis splicing, via spliceosome. Bases 19 to 2919 code for a protein of 966 amino acids. Lineage: Eukaryota; Metazoa; Chordata; Leptocardii; Amphioxiformes; Branchiostomatidae. The transcript is spliced from 13 exons.